GUUCAUAUCCAAACGACCCAUUUACUGAAAAUAAAAUCCAAUUUGAAAGCGCGGGAAGUUCACCACUUCUGAACUCUCGCCGGCGGGAAGAAAAUGGACGGCGACGAUUUGGAGUUAGAGAAGACGAGAUUGAUAAGCUUGGCUCUGGAAUUCGGGUUCGACGGGGAGUCCGCCCAUAGCUGUUUGGAUCGUCUUGUUCAACUAUAUGGUGAUGAUGGGCGAGAUUUCAUCAGUGUGGAGCAUUGUGGUGAUGACUUUCUUGCAUCACUAGCUGAAUUUAUGCAAGAGACUCAGGCUGAAGAUUGGGAUGAUGAGCAAGCUAUGGAAUCAGAAGCUUGCGGUGCUUUGACUGAGAUCCUGGACAAGGAUCAUCCCAGUAAUUAUGAUUCAGAGGCUACAGAAAAUAGAAGCGAAAUUUAUGUCAUAGAAGAUUCUCCUGAAUCUCGAAAGCAUCACAACGUAAUGCAUAUAGAUUCUUCAAGUGACAGUGAAGAGGCAAGCCAAAAUAUUUCCAGCAAACGAUUCAAGUCGUCCUUUAAUAUUGGUUUAAAUGGAAAUGGUUGGGACCCCUCUACGAGUUCAGUAAAACCUCCAUCAAUUUCUGCCCAUCGAAAUGAUCCUACUCGAAGUUUAGAUUCAUCAGUUUCCCAUGAAACAUGGAACUCCAGUUUAUGUGAGAAUAGGCAUGGAUCUCUCACAUAUGAGGAGCUGCAAAAACUAGAUGAUUUUGAAUUGGCAAACAAUGUUGUCUUUGGUAACAGAAGUUUUCGACACUUGCAGCAUCAAGCGUGUAAAGCAUUUGUCGCUAAUCGCGAUUGUUUUGUUCUUAUGCCCACUGGAGGUGGUAAAAGCCUUUGUUACCAGCUUCCAGCCAUUUUGCAGCCAGGUGUUACAAUUGUUAUAUCUCCACUUCUCUCACUCAUUCAAGAUCAGAUUGUUGCACUGAAUUUCAAAUAUGGUAUACCAGCGACUUUCUUAAAUUCUCAACAGAAGCCAUCACAAGCAGCAGCCGUGCUACAAGAAUUAAGGAAAGAAAAGCCUUCCUGUAAACUUCUAUAUGUAACUCCAGAAAGGGUUGCUGGAAAUAUGUCAUUCCAAGAGAUCCUAAGAGUUCUGCAUAGGAAGGGACUUUUAUCAGGAUUUGUUGUUGAUGAAGCUCACUGUCUGAGCCAGUGGGGCCAUGACUUCCGUCCGGAUUAUAGAGUACUAGGAUGCCUCAAGCAGAACUUUCCAUAUGUUCCUGUGAUGGCUUUAACUGCCACUGCAACCCCUGUAGUUCGAAAGGAUAUCAUAAACUCGUUGCGAAUCCCCAGGGCAAUGGUGCUUGAAGCAAGUUUUGAUAGACCAAACUUGAAGUAUGAAGUGAUAGGGAAAACUAAAGAACCGCUCAAACAGCUUGGGAAUUUACUGAUGGAUCGUUUCAAAAAUUUGUGUGGAAUUGUAUACUGCCUUUCAAAAAACGAAUGUGUGGAGGUUUCAAAAUAUAUAAAUGACAAAUUCAAGAUCAAAGCAGUGUAUUACCAUGCUGGUUUGUCUGCUCGUCAGAGGAUUGCAGCUCAGCAAAAAUGGCAUAGUGGAGAAGCCCAUGUUGUUUGUGCUACCAUCGCUUUUGGGAUGGGAAUAGACAAACCUGAUGUUCGUUUCGUUGUUCACAACACCAUGUCCAAAUCAAUAGAGAGUUAUUAUCAGGAAUCUGGAAGGGCAGGACGAGAUAAUCUACCUUCCAAAUGCAUUCUUCUGUAUCAGAAGAAGGAUUUCAGUCGGACUGUAUGCAUGCUUAGGAGUGGACAAACUGGUAAAAGAGAAAGCUUCAAACUAGCCAUGGAUCAAGCUCGGAAAAUGCAAACAUAUUGUGAACUCAAGGAUAAAUGCCGUAGGAAAGCUUUACUAGAACACUUUGGAGAAUCCUUUGACCCCAAUGCCUGCAGAAAUGGCUCCAAUCCUUGUGAUAACUGUCUCAAGUUAUCUUCAUGAUCAGGAAUGCCUCAUAUUGAGAGAGAUGUGUUUGCAAUAUAUGAAACAACUCAUGCUUCAUGGAGAAUAUUAUCUUCAAUACAAGCAGGUCUCUUUCUAUUUCCUUUCACUUGUAACCGCCUUAAUUAUUUCUCAUGUAUGGAACAUAUUUUCUAAGUAGAUCCAUACUUUUGAGGUGUUAACAA
Salvia hispanica is the source of this 2159-nucleotide messenger RNA. RefSeq names its product RECQ helicase l1 (gene RECQI1). The record is from RefSeq and is a predicted model, not a curated record. Gene Ontology annotation, biological process: double-strand break repair via homologous recombination. Gene Ontology annotation, molecular function: 3'-5' DNA helicase activity; four-way junction helicase activity; nucleic acid binding. Gene Ontology annotation, cellular component: chromosome; nucleus; cytoplasm. Lineage: Eukaryota; Viridiplantae; Streptophyta; Magnoliopsida; Lamiales; Lamiaceae.